GAAUAUCAAUGAAAUCAAUAUCAUACUAUGCUAUACUAUCAUUCCCCUACCCAGCUAACAAUCAGCUAAACCGCAAAAAGGAUGGUACAGCAGCUGGAGCUUGCUUUCUACUAUGGAUACCUCACGAUAAGAACUGCGCAUGUACCACAACCAUACCUCAAAUACUGCAAAAUCCCAUCGCGUUCUGGGUAUCUGAAGCUGUGAAAUAUAUCCUCUCGGGCUUGCAGAUAAGUUCUUUUAACCAACCAGACUUUUCCAUGCUUACGAUAAGGGCUAUUUGAAUUCUACCCAGACUCUCAACUCAAACAUCAGAAAAUCGCAGCAUUAUUGCGCAAAGGAAGCCGACAGAAUCAAUCCCCCUAAACUUGGAAGAAACAUCAAAUAAACCCAUCAACUAUUAUCCAACCUCAUUGAAAUGUCCCGACGCAACUCAGACAUUUCCGAACAUGCUCCUCUAAUCCGCGCCUCGUCCCAACCCAUAUCCAUAACCUCUGAACUCCCCUAUCACCACACUCCUCGUCUCUCCUUUUCUCGGCGACUCUCAAAUGGCUAUCGAAAGUCUCGAGGUUAUGUGAGAAGCUUCUUAUCCACUCGCGGUCAACAUUACACCGUUCUUCUACUCGUCGCAUGCGAUUUAAUUGGUAUUUUCGCAGAUAUCGUUAUAAAUCUCUAUCAAUGUGAUAAUGAUAAGGAAGGCAAGACCGAUCCAAUCUGGAAUGAGGUGAGAGUUGGUUUGGGAAUCGCUGGAUUGGUAUUCAGUUGUUUGUUCAUGUUGGAAUUGAUUGCUAGCGUUUGGGCUUUUGGUUGGAGGUGCGUAUUUUCUAUCAUUUUACACUGUUUGGAUAUAGGGAUAUAUACGGAGGUGUAAAGGGGCUUAGACGGUGUGCAAAUCACUGAAAAGUCUGGCUGGAAAACCGCUUUCUUUAAGGGACUUAGUUGAUCCCCCUCAGCAAACUACGACGCCAAUCUUCCAUUCCACAUGUCCAAAUGCUAUCUUCCUGAGUCUUUCCUUGCAUCUUCUUUUAUGUGUUACUAUUUGUUUCACCUUAAGUCGUUCUCUAGGAUUUUAUACUCCUCUGUGGAUGUCGUCACCUAAGCUAACAAAUCAUCCUCAGCUAUUUCCGCAGUAAAUUCCACUGCUUUGAUGCCACUGUUAUUGUUGCAGGGUUCGUCGGUAUGUACCAAUUUCACAUCUCAUUCAAACUCAUUGUACCAUUACAUCCCUAUUCCACAUUCCACCUGACCUCCCCCAACUAACCCUCUUUCCAAAUAGUCGAUGUACUACUCCACGGUAUUGUUGAAGAAGUCGCCUCCCUUGUGAUCGUCCUCCGUCUCUGGCGUUUCUUCAAAAUCAUCGAAGAGUUCAGCGUAGGCGCCCAGGAACAAAUGGAUGUACUGGAAGAAAGAAUUGAACAGCUUGAGAUGGAAAACAAACAGUUGAAGAAAGAGCUCAGAAAGAGAAAUGGUGGUGAUAGUGAUGAGGAUUUGGAGAAUGGAGAAAGAACAAGAUAAUAGGAAUAUUUUAAUGAUAGAAUGAAUGAUGAUGAUGAAGUAGAAAUGAAGAUGAAUGUAUGUAUGUAUACAUUGAAUUGAAUUGUAAGUAUAUCUCAGAGCAGACCAUUCCCAGACUAAGAAGAAAUACCUCUU
Sclerotinia trifoliorum is the source of this 1647-nucleotide messenger RNA. The record is from the annotation of a GenBank genome assembly. Lineage: Eukaryota; Fungi; Ascomycota; Leotiomycetes; Helotiales; Sclerotiniaceae.